Molecule: messenger RNA, 2445 nt
Organism: Apis dorsata (giant honeybee)
Lineage: Eukaryota; Metazoa; Arthropoda; Insecta; Hymenoptera; Apidae
Gene: mAChR-A
Product: muscarinic acetylcholine receptor DM1
Exons: 5
Coding region: 613-2325 (570 amino acids)
Biological process (GO): G protein-coupled receptor signaling pathway, coupled to cyclic nucleotide second messenger; adenylate cyclase-inhibiting G protein-coupled acetylcholine receptor signaling pathway; chemical synaptic transmission
Cellular component (GO): synapse; plasma membrane; dendrite
Molecular function (GO): G protein-coupled acetylcholine receptor activity; G protein-coupled serotonin receptor activity
Source: RefSeq, a predicted model, not a curated record
AUAAAGAAAGCUCAAAAGCUGUGGAUAAAGAAAAACAAAUAAGAAAAUAAAAAAUAUGGAAGUAGUAUUGCUUCUAUAUGAAAAUAAAUGUGAAAUACGUUUAAAAGGAUAAGCGCAAAAAGAUGAGUAGCUGAAUAGAGAAAUGAAUUAAACCAAGAGGCGAUUUAAAAAAGGGAUACCUUAAAAGAAUUCUAAAUAAUAAAUUAAAUGAUAAAUAAGAAAAUUUUAUAUGUAAAACAAAUCGUUUUAAGUAGGAACAACAAAGGAUUUAAAUAAAUAGAGGAGAAGAAAAAAAAAAAAAAAGAAGACGAUUUCUAUGAAUAAAACGAAACGUUGUACUUUGGAAAAAAGAGAGAAAAGUAAUUUUAAGAAUCGAAGAAAGAAAAUUUGAAGCGUACGAGAAAUAGAGAUAAUACAUAUUGAGAUAGAAAUGAGCGAAAGCUGAAAAUUGAGGCAAAUUUGUAUUUAAGAUUAGACAAAAUAGACAAAAGACACGUACGUAAAUAAGUAAAAAAAGAAAAAGAAAGAGAAAAGAAAGAAGGAAAAGAUUUAUUUAUUAUUAUUAAGGAAGUACGCACAAAAUAUUUUUCAGCAAUAGCGAAUUCUUCAGACAUGAAUGUGACUUCAGACAUUUUCGGAAACGAGAGUUACAACGUGAGCAAUGGUCUCGAUUGCGGCGGAGAAUUACACUCAUAUAGAAUAUGGGAACGCGUGUUGAUCGUAAUCAUAGCCCUUUUCCUUAGUCUGACCACCGUUGUCGGUAACAUCAUGGUGAUGAUCUCGUUUAAGAUCGAUAAACAGUUACAAACGAUUUCCAAUUAUUUCUUGUUCAGCCUAGCAGUUGCUGAUUUCGCGAUCGGUCUAAUUUCCAUGCCUCUCUUCACGGUAUACACUGUGCUCGGUUAUUGGCCGUUGGGACCGCAUAUUUGCGAUACGUGGUUAGCGUUAGAUUAUUUGGCAAGUAACGCAUCAGUAUUAAAUCUUCUUAUUAUCAGCUUCGAUAGAUACUUCUCUGUGACGAGGCCUCUCACCUAUCGAGCCAAGAGAACUACUUCCAAGGCCGCCAUUAUGAUCGCAUGCGCCUGGGGAAUUUCAUUGCUUUUAUGGCCACCUUGGAUUUAUGCUUGGCCAUACAUCGAGGGCCAACGAACGGUACCCAUCAAUGCAUGUUAUAUACAAUUCAUCGAGACAAAUCAUUACAUCACAUUCGGUACCGCAAUUGCUGCAUUUUAUGUGCCUGUCACUGUGAUGAUCAUUCUUUAUUGGCGCAUAUGGAAAGAAACCAAGAAGCGGCAAAAAGAUCUUCCGUAUUUACAAGCUGGAAAACAAGAUGCCAGUAAGAGGAGUAAUUCUAGCGAUGAAGCGUUAGACAUGGAGGACUGCAGGAGGCCUAGAAGCGAAUCGAGCACAGGAGUCGAAGACGUGAACGCGACACAUAUCGCAGUCUCUUAUCUAGAAAAACAUUAUCCUCAAUAUAAAACGAAACACAGACCAUUUUCGUGGAUGUGGUUAAAGAUGUGGUGCAUCGCAUGGUGGCAUAGUGGUCGCGAAGACGAUGACGAAGAAGAGGAUAUCGAGGGAGCUGAGAGCAGUCGUGCUACACACGGUUAUGACGAAGCCAUAACGCCAUUGUCAGCGGAAACCCCUCUUACUGGUACGGUCUCUCGAUCUGCCUCUUUAAGUGGAAUUCAUCCUACUACGUUAACUGUUGAGAGAGCUAUCAGCAUCGCUGAUAACCAUGAUUAUAAAAAAUCUGGAAAAGCCGGCGAACUAUCAACGAAAAGCAUCUCUAGCGAUUCUGUUUACACGAUUCUAAUUCGACUUCCAACAAGAGAUACCAGUGGCAUGGGAAAAUAUUCGGAAGGCCCAAGUAUAAAAAUGUAUCACGACGAAACAGUGAGUCCUUCAAUGAUCACCAGGAGACCAUCUCACAUGCCGGACAUAAGGAUUCCCUUAAAUACAAAAAACAUUCCGAAAGCAUUAGGGAGCAAGCCAGCCGCGAAUAAAACUACAAACAAGAAGAAAAAGAAAUUGCAGGAAAAAAAGGCCGAUCGAAAGGCCGCGAAAACUUUGUCAGCCAUUUUGCUGGCAUUUAUCAUCACCUGGACACCGUACAAUAUUCUUGUUCUAAUUAAAUCCAUCACAGCCUGCUCGUGGUACAUCCCGCAAGAGCUCUGGGACUUUUUCUAUUAUCUUUGUUAUAUCAAUAGUACUGUGAAUCCAAUGUGUUACGCCCUGUGCAACGCGGCAUUUCGACGAACAUACGUAAGGAUUCUCAAGUGCAAGUGGCAUAAUAGAAACAGAGCCGCGAUUGACAGAGGAUGAUAUCAGUAGAAACGCCCAGCAUGCGACAUCUGCACGCUUAUGGGCGUACUAUUUUCUCUAUCAUUUUCUCUCUUCUCCUUUUUAAUCAUUCCUCCGAACGUGCUUGCCGAUGAUAGGGAA